GGGAGAGGGAGGGUGGUGGAGAGCUCCUGUCUUUCCAACGGCAGACACGCAGCGCUCCUUAAGACUCCAGAUGCCUUUACAGAAUACGCGCCGCUGUUUUCUGUGCGAGUUGCCUCUCCUGUCUUAAAUCGAUCGUUGUGUUAUCGAAAACCAGAAGAUUAUGGGGAUCGCGUAUUAUGCGGGAACACGUGGAAAGCUUAUAAGACGAGCGGCUGCGCGCCCGUCCUCAUUGUGAUGGAGAAGCGCGGUGGUGCAUCGCUGGGGAUGAGUGAGAGGUGCGGAGGAGAUAAUCAACGAAGACACUGAGAGCUCCUGUGCGUUUGGACAAGGUCAUCGGAGCCCAGCCUUGGCAGGAUUAUGUCCAUGUGGAGGCGGCAAGGGCGGACUUUUAUGCUUCCUCUCCGGGGACGAGGUUGCCUGGGGUGUCCCCUGAAAACCAAGAGUUUCUCUCCUUGCGUUGGCUCACAGAGGCGGCGAAGAGCCCAUCUAUUGGUGGCUGAGCUGUAUUUUUGACCAUCUGCGUGUCUUGGAGAUAAAAGUUUCCCCGCUCUGCUCGACGGGUGGGUGCUCUAUUCUCCCACCGACUCUUCUAUUGAACGCAGCUGAAGCCAGUUAAGGUGAUUUAGUGGGUGCUGGUUAAAGGGGCAGCGGCGGCGGGUGGGUUGAAUUCCACCAGAGAAACAGCAAGAAAAAAAAAAGAAAAGAAAAAAGACAAAAUAAAGAUUUCUUAAAAAGCGGCGACCAGCUGUGUUUCUGGACUACCACAUCUGCCGUUGUUGUCGCCGCUGUCCAUGGUGCUGAACUCGGGCUCCAGGAAUGGUGGAGACGCUGAGUAUCGCAGUGAUCGGUGCUCCCGGAGUGGGGAAAACUUCUAUAAUCCGCCAGUUCAUCUAUAACGACUUCUCGGAGGUGUACACGCCGACCAGGACCAGAUAUGUGUACAGACCCUCCGUCAUACUGAACGGGAACAUGUACGAGCUGAAGAUUUUGGACGUCCCGCCGAUCUCCUCUUUUCCAUCAAGCUCCAGUCAGCCCGUCUAUGAAGACAAUAUGGAAGGUAGCAGCAGCGAGGUGCCAAUCCUGGUGGUGGGUAACAAGAGAGAUCUGCAGCGUCAGCGCUUCAUGCCUCGCAGGGCCGUGUCGGUUCUGGUGAAGAAGACAUGGAAGUGCGGUUAUGUGGAGUGCUCUGCCAAGUUUAACUGGCACGUAGUCCUGCUCUUCAAGGAGCUGCUGGGGAUUGCUGUGGCACGGGGGAUGCGCCAGAACCACACCUCCAUUCGUUUGCAGGGGGCGCUACAGAGGAAUCGCUGCACCAUCAUGUGACCCUCAGAGCUCCCUCCACCCCUGCCAACUCAGGAGUGGAGCGGCAGCAGAGAGAAGGACUUUCUAUCAAAAUGGCUGGGAAAAAUAACCCCGUGGCCUCCUGCUUUACUGAGCUGAUUUUUCUUAAUGAGGUUUAUUAGACUCGUGCGCUGUAAAAGACACUCAAAUUACUCACAUGGUCAUCCAACCACUUCCUAGUCAACUGUGUAGAAACAAGGAAGGAAAUGGGAAAAAGAAAGCAGGUGACAAACAAUACAAAAAGCAUAGCACAGAUAUGUUUCUCACAUCACAGGUCAACAUUUCAGGCUGCGCUUCCCAAUAUGAAAGGUCUGUCGCUGGGCCUGACAGGGCAGAAGCUGUGUUUGUGAGAGUCAAAGCGGACAGGCAGCAAUAUCAUCCAGUCUUCCUUUUGAAUUUGCCACACUCUGUAAGGUCAAAAGCAGAAGCUCACAUCACUGGAUUUAUUGGGAUUUGUGCAUGAGACCCACAGGCAAAAAGAUGGAAACGAUAAAAAGUGAGAGCGCUCAUUUUCUGUGCCAGUUAUCUCAAAAUGUACAUAGAUAGAUAUGGUUAGGUGGUGUUUAAUUUUAGAUUCUGAGAAGUAGCCUGCAUUUUUGUUCUCUCCCCCAUCCUCUAUUAGAAUCUUAAAAAAAACAGUAAAAGCUGCUUGUUCACAGAAAGGCUGUUUUAAGGUUGUCUUGCAGCAGAAAAUGCUGCAGUCCCUUAUCAUGUACUGUAGGACUUUAAUCUGCUCCCUCCCCUCACUCAGUGUCUGUUUCUAAUGAAUACAUUAAAUCCAGGGAACGGGGAACCUGCAGGAGGCUCCGGAGCCUGAAACAAGAACCUGUGUGUGGAGUGCAUGUGUGUGUGUGUGUGUGUGUGUGAGAGAGAGAGAGAGAGAGAGAGAGAAAGAGAUGGAGAGAGGGAGAGGCAGGUUUAUAGUUGACAUUCAGGCAAGCAAAGGACAGACGCGGCAAGAUAACAGACAGAUGUUGAAGCACUGGAUUAGAAAGGAGCAAUAAACACACACAGGGAUGUCCAGACUGACUAUAUGUGCCACAUUAUUAUAUUAAAAAUGCCUCGCCACACACAGUCAAUGUAAUCCACUUGCGCUCCAGCAGAAAUACACACGCAGAACUCGGUGGCUUCCAUAUCAAUAUGUGAAUACUAUCUAAUUGGUCAUAUCGUGAAAUUAACAGCAACUCUUUUCAUUUCAUUAGGCCGAGGUAUGUGAAUAUGCCAGCACUGAAAGCAAGCAGAUCUAUUGUAUAUACACGAUUGAUUCAUAGACUAAUUGAGUUGCAUGCUUUUGUUGGUAGAGCCAACGGGUCAGGGUUUAAUUGCACUGAUGUGAAAAUGUGAUACUGUGUUUAAUUUUUGUAAUACAUGGUUUUUUGACGCUGUAAUGAGCAGCUGAGUGGAGUGAAUGUGGUCGUUUUUCACCGGCAUGUGAGAGCACAAGCUCACAAUACUCUACCAAGGUGUAUUGCUGAACCCUUCAGUCAGGCCAAAUGGCUGUGUUAGAUUUUUUGUUUGUUUGUUUGUUUUUCUAGUUGGGGAAAAAAAAGAGAAAUAUGUAGCAGAGAUAAACUAGAAAGCAACUGUGUGUAGCAUGAGUUCUCAUCAUUUCGUUUGUGUGCAUUUUCAAAUAAAAAGGGCUACUGUUUUUUAUCACAUACAUCACUUGUGUUGUGUUAUUUUUACAGUGUCAGUACUGUAAGUAAUUUUGUUUGGCUUUUGGUUGCUUUUUGUUUUGUUUGUUCUUUCUGACACAUGAUUAUUAAAAGCAUUUGAGAACAACAA
Messenger RNA from Neolamprologus brichardi, 3126 nucleotides. The record is from RefSeq and is a predicted model, not a curated record. Lineage: Eukaryota; Metazoa; Chordata; Actinopteri; Cichliformes; Cichlidae.